Molecule: messenger RNA, 4249 nt
Organism: Scleropages formosus (Asian bonytongue)
Lineage: Eukaryota; Metazoa; Chordata; Actinopteri; Osteoglossiformes; Osteoglossidae
Gene: kcnip2
Product: Kv channel interacting protein 2
Exons: 8
Coding region: 422-1234 (270 amino acids)
Biological process (GO): regulation of potassium ion transmembrane transport
Cellular component (GO): voltage-gated potassium channel complex
Molecular function (GO): calcium ion binding; potassium channel regulator activity
Source: RefSeq, a predicted model, not a curated record
CUCUCGCUUCGUCUCCCCCCUCGCCACUCACUCGUCUAUAGACUCCCGCGUGCCAGUCAUCGCGGCUCGAGGAAACACCGGCUCAUCUGCCUCCCAGCUUCCUCGGCCCCGCUUGGAGGCAGGGAGGCAGGGCCAGGGCGCAGUUCAGGAGACGGGAGGAGGGUGGGGGGGGGCGUUUGCUCCUUCGCUCUCUCACAGCCAGGCUUCAACCGACACCCCACCCCCCGACUUUCUGCACCGGGGGGACAGAGGAGCUGCCUCCUGGAAUGCCAGCCUUCUUGCGUCCUUGUUUUUGUCAUCAAGCUGGUCCCGCUCCCAUGAAGAAGUUGAACUGGGCAUAAGGAAGAGGUGGGGGGUGGGGCAGAAGAGCAGAGAAGUGCGACGGAGGUUGGGGGGGCGAAUAAAACCAAGAGGAAAGGGAAUGACCCCCUGCAUCUCUGCCCUCCUCAACUUGCCGAUUUUUCUCCAAUCGCUUGCCGAGAUCUAUGCGGAUUACUCCUGGGAACAUGUAGCGCUGUGGCAGAAUCGCAGCAUGAACCUGGACGGCCUGGAGAUCAUAGCCGUCCUGGUGGUCAUGGGACUCUUCGUCAAGGUCCUGGAGCAGUUUGGGCUCUUCGAGCCGGUCGGAGCCGCGUUCUUUGAAGACAGCAUCGAGGAUGACUUUGAGCUGUCCACUGUGUGCUACCGGCCCGAAGGCCUGGAGAAGCUGUUGGAGCAAACCAAGUUCACCAAAAAGGAGCUGCAGAUCUUGUACCGAGGCUUCAAAAACGAGUGUCCCAGUGGAGUGGUCAAUGAGGAGACCUUCAAGCUGAUCUACUCACAGUUCUUUCCCCAGGGUGAUUCCAGCACGUACGCACAUUUCCUGUUUGACGCAUUUGACACCCAAAAGAAUGGCUCUGUCAGCUUUGAGGACUUUGUCGCAGGCCUGUCCAUCAUCCUCAGGGGAUCGAUCAAUGAUCGGCUCAACUGGGCCUUCAACCUGUACGACCUCAACAAGGAUGGCUGCAUCACCAAAGAGGAGAUGACAGACAUUAUGAAAUCAAUUUACGACAUGAUGGGGAAGUGCACGUACCCCUCCAUGAAGGAGACUGCCCCCAGUGAACAUGUGGAGAACUUCUUCCAGAAAAUGGACCGGAACAAGGAUGGCGUGGUCACCAUUGACGAGUUUAUUGAAUCGUGUCAAAAGGAUGAAAACAUCAUGCAGUCCAUGCAGCUAUUUGACAAUGUCAUCUAAGACGUUUCGUUUCCAUGGAGAUGGAGGGAUGUUGGCCCCAAGAGGGGGUGGACGUGGGGAGAGCUCUGAGUGCAUGCAGUCUGGACUCCUUCCUAACCCUCCUGGCCGACCCUCUGACUCCACUUGCUCCAGUGACCUUCCGAAACACCCCUCCCCUAAGCCACGCUCCGACAACGACCCCAAAGAGAGGCAGCCCUUUGGAUUCCUUUUGGAUUCCCUCCUUACCCUGGGCCGAAGGGACACAACGGAGGUCCGACUGACUCUGACUACCAGACAAACGGACAGCAAACGUUUGUUUCAAGACCAUCUUCAUCUCGACUCCAUCCGCCAAUGCAGGGGAGCUCGAGGGGCGUGGGGUGGGGUGUGUUGGGGCUCUCAGUUCCACCAGGAGUGACGACUUGGACCUGAGGGACCUGAACAGACCACCGACAAGAGCGACAGGGUUUCAAAAACAGCAUGAUGUUCCAGCUGUCACCGGUGUCAGUGCUCCUGCAGCUUCUUUUCUGGAUGUUCUGUAUUCCACCCCCUGCUCUCUAAUUCAGUCUGCUAGCAGCGAGACCCAGCUGGGCACCACUUCCUGUCUUCUGUUUUUAUUUGCUGUUUUGCCUCUACCAUCUUUUUUUAUCAUGCGCAAACUUACAUCUUCAGUCUUGAUUUACUCUCCCAAUUUGAAACCUGGCAUCGCAAAAGGCACCGACUUAUCCGCAGUGUGAGUGAGCUUUAAAUUUUGAUUACAUUGGGUAUGUUUCCAGUCUCGGUUGCCAUGGAGAAACUCUCACUUCGGGGGUGGGGUCAGGGGGGCGAUGGACAGCCAGAUACAGAAGAUCAGUGGGAAUGCCAGAUCAGAGCCCCUCCUGUGCAGCGCUUCUCAUUCGUACCGCGGCAAACUUUUCUGCACUGUUGCUGGCAAAGCAGACAGGAAGUAAUGGCUGCCGGGUGGCUCCCCCUGCUGGACCUGAACCGAAAGCUCAGUGUCCAGCUGCUCGUUCGCUCCCUCCUUCAGGGAACAUUGCAGCCAUCGGAUGGACUUGUUGGAUGUUAAAACUCAUAUGCUUCCGCGGUUGGUGUCAACUGACUGGAAGUUUUGUACUUCUGGAUUAAACCGCGUCGUGUGGGACAUUGGUUCCAAUGUUUCGCUUCUCUUGUUGGAAGAAUCGUCAGGGAGCUGCGACAUCUUGUAAAGGCUGGAUGUUGGAUGUUGGAUGGUAUCGGUCGUGGAAUUGCGAUAAGCCGUGUCGCUGUUUUAUUUCCUCUUAGAGGUAUAAUUCAUUGGUCCUGCUUUCCAACUUUCGAUGGGGAGCAAUCAUUCUUCCUCAUUGGUGUGUCUCCACCAUUGACUGCGGUAUACGUCCUGCCAUGAGGUAACCUCUCGGCUUACUGAUUUUCUCUGGGUUUCUGUCCAGGGUUUCAAAAUAUCCACGCGAUUAAUAAAACAACAUCCAGGAUGUAAGGAAUUUCACCAAGUGUUCCAGUCACUCACCGAUUCCGUCUAAUAUGCGGGCUUUAAAUCCGAAAAGUUAGCUUGCCGUGGUGAGAGUGUUUCCUACGUUCAGGUUUCAUACUGCAUGUGUCAGAGAGGCGUCUGCAUGUUUCCAGUUGCCUGGAGUCAGAGCUGUAUCACUCAGUGGAUAGGCAUUAGACCCCUGUAAACAGCACUGAGGGACCUGUAGUGUGUAAAGAAAGCAACGGGCUUGGAGGGGGUGUUACAGCAUCCAGCCCAGCCACUAUGGGAGCUCUUACAGAGAGCUGAGUCUAAUACAGAAUUAUAAAUGAGUAGAGUGAGGUGAAGGUCAGGGUCACACUUGGGGGACACAGCGAGUGAUGAAUGAAAUACGAUGGAGGACAGCGGCGCUCCUCAUCACCCCAGAUCCCCGCUGGAUUUUAAAUAUUACAUGUUUUUCCUCAGUGGACACUGUUUUAGCUUUUUUAAAGAGAACCUCGUGGAAGUUUAUACCUAUCUAGACAAAUGUACACUGACGUGUGAGGAAUUAUAAUCAGAAAAAAGGGUUCAGAGCUUCUGCGGAACAAUGUUUCUUAUGGAAUCUCAAGCAAUAAUUUGCUGGUUUCUUUAUCCGCAGUAUGUAUGUUGGGUACUUCGUCUUUAUAGUCACCAAAGCAGUUUAUAAUUUUGCCCUUUUCAACAGCAGGACAGUGUUACUGGAGUGAUUUGGACUUGGUACCCUUUAGAGGGGUACAGCAGUAAGGCCUCACCUUCGUAUUACUUACCUUGGAGCCUCCUGGACUAGUUUGGGUUAAUUACCUUGCUCAAAGGUAUAAAAGCAGACUCCCUCAUGGUACUUCACCAGGCAACCUUCAAGUGAAUGUCCCUAAACACCAACCUACCUGCAUGAGCUAAUCCUUCAGCUACUUAUUCCAUGUGGCACAAGGGCCAGUAGGAGGUUCUUGCAAAGCGUGCUCAACACCGCUGGAACGUUGCAAGAACCAACACACUUAUGAAGCCUACUUUUAUCGCUGGAUGUCUGGAUCCAUAACUGUCUGACUGAAAGGUGUCAAUAGCUGACACUUCCCAGGUAUCCCAUCAGUUCACUGUUGGCACCCUUGAUCCUUGACAGAACAUAUAAAAGUAGAAAAAGGGAAGUGAAAAUCAGUUCAUGAAAGACGGGUGCAUUCGGAUUACUGUACGUCUUGUUUAAAACCUUCAUCACAGCUCAUAGAGUAAAUAAAGAUGGUAGAAACAUAGGGCGUGUCUUGUGUUUGUAGCUCCUGAGUUCCUAGCAAAGGGGGGGAAAUCGUACAGUAAUUGCAUUAUGGGAUGUUUUUUCUCUGGGCAAUGUGGAAAUUUUGGAGGGAGAUCAUGUUCUGGAAGCUUCCCUGUGCUCGGUCACUGCCGCGUCUCCCAUAGGUCCCCUAUACUCGCAUGCUCUGUGUGUUGAACAGCGACUCUCAGUAACCCCAUCGUUACCUGCCGUGCGUCUAGUUAACUGGCCGCCACUGGCUGCUUCGAAUGUGUGUAUAAUUUUUGUACAGACGACAGUAACAAUAAAAAAAAAUCAC